Molecule: messenger RNA, 2947 nt
Organism: Saccostrea echinata
Lineage: Eukaryota; Metazoa; Mollusca; Bivalvia; Ostreida; Ostreidae
Product: ran-binding protein 9-like
Exons: 12
Coding region: 39-1862 (607 amino acids)
Biological process (GO): cell surface receptor signaling pathway; cytoskeleton organization
Cellular component (GO): cytoplasm
Molecular function (GO): protein binding
Source: RefSeq, a predicted model, not a curated record
AUAAUCUACAUACGGGCAUUGGUGGAAGUAACAGAAAAAUGGCAGCGACAAGUGGAUUUAGCUCCACUGAAUCGCUCAAUACCAGUAUUCAAGAAAUUCCUGACCCUCUGAAGCAGCUCUAUCCAGCAGUAAAUGAAGAAGAAACUCCACUACCAAGAGCAUGGAGUUCUAAAGACAAGUACAAUUUUAUUGGAUUAUCCCAAAAUAAUUUGCGUGUGCAUUACAAAGGUGUUGGGAAGAACCACAAAGAUGCCGCCAGUGUGAGGGCCACACAUCCAAUCCCCCCUUCCUGUGGAAUUUAUUAUUUUGAAGUCAAAAUCAUCAGCAAAGGGAGAGAUGGAUAUAUGGGGAUUGGUCUCUCUGCACAAGGAGUCAACAUGAAUCGAUUACCAGGAUGGGAUAAGCAUUCCUAUGGUUACCAUGGAGAUGAUGGUCAUUCAUUCUGUUCCUCUGGCACUGGUCAGCCGUAUGGUCCAACAUUUACAACAGGAGAUGUGAUAGGCUGCUGUGUCAACCUCAUAGACAAUUCCUGUUUCUACACCAAAAAUGGAAUCAAUUUAGGUGUUGCAUUUACAGACUUACCAUCAAAUCUUUACCCCACUGUGGGCCUCCAGACUCCAGGGGAGGUGGUCGAGGCCAACUUUGGACAGACCCCCUUUGUGUUUGACAUAGAGGACUACAUGAAGGAGUGGCACAUGAAGACCAAAUUGACUAUAGAGAGGUUCCCUGUUAAUGACAAAAAAGGGGAAUGGCAGACGGCCCUACAACAGAUUGUAUCUACAUAUCUAGUACAUCACGGUUACUGUGGUACCGCUGAGGCAUUCUCACGAUCGACCGGCCAGACCAUAGAAGAGGACAUGUCAUCCAUCAAAAACAGACAAAGAAUACAGAAAUUGGUCCUAGCAGGUCGUAUGGGUGAAGCAAUAGAGACCACACAACAGUUGUAUCCAGGUUUAUUGGAGAGAAACCUAAAUCUAUUGUUUAUGCUCAAAUGUAGACAGUUCAUUGAGAUGGUGAAUGGAACUGACACAGAGGUGAGGGGCCCAGCAAUUCGCAGCCCCAAAUCACGACAUGGGAGUGGAUCUAACCGUUCCAGUCCCAAUAUGAGCCCUGUCCACCACACAAAUUCAUAUUCACAGAAAAACACUCCAGUAGGAUCCCGUGGCAAUAGUCCUAACCGACCUAUAGGUGUCAAGGGUCAUAGUUCAGGUUCAUCUUCACAAACAAGUCAAAACUUACAGGUGUCACAAAGUAACAAUCAGAAUAUGGGUGAUUUAAAGACGAUAUCUGAGGAACAAAUGAAUCGUGCGAAUAUAUCAAUGAAUGGAUCGGAGUGUCACAUGAUUGAGGAUGAUGAUGUGGAAAUGAUGGAUGGACUUGUUACAGAGACUAAAGCAUUCACAAAUGGAAACUCAGACGGAGCUUACAUGAACGGAAAUAAUCACACAUGCAAAUCAGAGGACAUGGAUGUGGAUGCCCCCUCAGGUAAAAGACAGUUGUGUGGAGGAUCUCAGGCAGCCAUUGAGAAAAUGUUGCUGUUUGGAAGAGAACUCCAGUCUAUGAACCAGAGGCUAAAACGGGAGUACGGGAAAAGUGAGAGCAACAAUAGAUCACUACAGAAUGCCUUUAGUUUGUUGGCGUACUCUGAUCCAUGGAACAGUCCGGUAGGAUACCAGCUAGACCCGGUGCAACGAGAAUCAAUCUGUGCUGCCUUAAACAGUGCUAUAUUAGAAUCCCAGGGUCUGCCUAAACAACCUCCACUAGAGCUGGUCAUUGCCCAGUCUACUGAGUGCAUGAAGCUAAUGUCCAAAGCCAAGAUUGGGUCCUGUGCAUUUGCCAACCUCUCAGACUAUCUCCACUGACAAACAGACAAGCAAGUGCCUGACAAAAUUUCCAAGUUUUGUAGAUGUCAUUAGCUACUGGAUGCGGGCAUGUCAAUGAACAAUCAUUAUAUGCAACACUUCUCAGAUUCACUGUAAAUUGUUCAUUUUAUCCAUUUUUGUUUCUGUCAAAGAACAGCACAAAAGUGAAAUUGAGGACAUUUAGAAGAUAAUGGUUUGAAUACUACCUAGUGAAUUUUGUUUCUGUAUUUUUGAUGACCUAGCAAGUUGAAUGUGCUGUAUGUGAUGAAAGGAAAACUCUUUUCUUUGUUUUUGAUCAGCAGUAAAAAAUUUAUUUAUAACUAUAAGAAUUAAAGAUUAUUAUCAUUUAAUAAUUUUCAAAUGGUGCCUCUGUGUGUUUUGUUCUGAAUUGUAGAAUUAGGUCAAUUACCCGGUAAUAAUCAAGACCUUAAUGAGCGCAUGUUUUUUUUUUCAUACCGGUAUUCCAAUUAUGAGGGUGGGAGUAUUUUUGAGAAGGUCAUAAUGCUCUGCUGCAAUGCUACAUCUCUUUGAUUUUGUCAGGUUACAUUUUUGAUCUCAGUCCACCCGCUCUGCUGAUUGGGUCAAUAAAAAUGAUAUUAAUAAUAUCAACAUCAUGUGAAAAUUAAAAAAUCGGACAACUAAUAUAAGAAAUGUCAAAAAUUGUCAUUAUGUACAUAAUAUGUUAUUGUAUCAGCAUGUAUGUAUGCAUGCACAGAAUGUGCAUGGAAACAUCUAAAGGAUGGCUUUCAUAAAAACGGUGACUGGUUUUUAAUAUGUACUGCAUAUAUAAUUUUUUGUGAUCAGAAUGCUAUUGUGAUCUUAUGAAGAAAUCUUGUCUACUACUGUUUUAUGGAAGAGUUACGAUUCAUUGAUAGAUUUGAAUAUUCUGUUAUUGAGAAAUGCGAGGUUGGACAUUGUGAAUUUGUAUUUCUAUUCAGCCUGUUUUACAGAUCAGUUUAUUUAUUUAUAUGAGAGGAUCACUUAUGCAAGUUUAUUAUAAAGUGCAAAUGUUUUUAUACCAAACAGCAGUUGGGCUAUAUCUAAUGUGUGUGAUAUUUAAAAUACAUUAAAGAUUGUACAUCUAA